This is a messenger RNA of Platichthys flesus (European flounder), 1727 nucleotides long. RefSeq names its product cathepsin K (gene ctsk). Gene Ontology annotation, molecular function: cysteine-type endopeptidase activity. Gene Ontology annotation, biological process: immune response. The transcript has 8 exons. Lineage: Eukaryota; Metazoa; Chordata; Actinopteri; Pleuronectiformes; Pleuronectidae. The record is from RefSeq and is a predicted model, not a curated record. Gene Ontology annotation, cellular component: lysosome. The coding region runs from base 156 to 1148 and encodes 330 amino acids.
ACAUGGAGACUACACCCUCCUCCUCAGACCUGGAGCUCCCCUCCAACUUCCUCAAAAUCCUGCUCAUAUAAGCUCACACACGGACCCACUCCACAGCAGAGGAGCAGGACGCCAGACCUAGGACUUCACCAAACUCUCAGACUUUGAACUUAAGGAUGUUGUCGUGCGUGUGCGUGCUGCUGCUUGCGGCCUCGGCUCUGAGCCACCUGGACGAAGACUUCCUGGACGCCCAGUGGGACGAGUGGAAGAUCACACACCUGAGAGAAUACAACGGCCUGGGUGAGGAGGGGAUCCGCCGGGCCGUCUGGGACAAGAACAUGAGAAUGAUCGCAGCCCACAACGAGGAGGCAGCACUGGGACUCCACUCGUACGAGAUGGGGAUGAACCACCUGGGAGACAUGACGUCAGAGGAGGUGGCUGAGAAGAUGACCGGCCUGCUGGUCCCUCUGGAGCGCGAGCGCAGCUUCACCAUGGCUCUGGACGACAAGGUGUCCAAACUCCCCAAAUUUGUCGACUACCGCAAGAAGGGCAUGGUGACCCCGGUGAAGAACCAGGGCUCCUGUGGCUCCUGCUGGGCCUUCAGCUCCGCCGGGGCCCUGGAGGGCCAGUUGGCCAAGCAGACGGGUCAGCUGGUGGACCUCAGUCCUCAGAACCUGGUGGACUGCGUCACAGAGAACGACGGCUGCGGAGGAGGAUACAUGACCAAAGCCUUCCAGUACGUCCAGGAGAACGGAGGCAUCGACUCGGAGGAGGCGUACCCGUACGUCGGAGAGGACGAGUCGUGCCGUUACAACGCCACCGGAAUGGCGGCCCAGUGCAAAGGCUUUAAGGAAGUGCCCGUGGGCGAUGAGCACGCUCUGGCUGUGGCUCUGUUCAAAGUGGGUCCAGUGUCUGUCGGCAUCGACGCCACACAGAGGGGCUUCCAGUUCUACCAGAGAGGUGUUUACUACGACCGCAACUGCAACAAAGACGACAUCAACCACGCCGUGCUGGCGGUCGGAUACGGCAUCAGCUCCAAGGGGAAGAAGUACUGGAUCGUCAAGAACAGCUGGAGCGACACCUGGGGAAACAAGGGCUACAUCCUGAUGGCGCGGAACCGGGACAACCUCUGCGGCAUCGCCAACCUCGCCAGCUACCCCAUCAUGUGAGGGGGCGGAGCUCAGAGGAGGACGGAGGGGGACGAAGGGGCUUUGAUUGGACCACGUGAAGACAGCUCCUCCCCAAAUCUUAGUUACUUACAAAAUUAAGUUCUAUCAACAAACAUGUUUUUUCUAAAUUUGAAUUGGACUUUUCCAGAGUGAAUCUCCUCUGGAAUCAAAGUGAAAUGUUUUGGACUCUUGGAAUUCAGGCGUCUGUGGAACUGAGGACGUUUGGUUAUCGUCAGUUAUUUGAAGCACUUUAAAGCCCUGAAGUCUUUUUCAGGUUUUAUCUCCAGAGCAGCAGACGUCAGAAAGAAACUCGACACAAACCUCCGGGGACGUGAUGUUAGAAACUGUCUCGUUCGAUCCGCAGACCCACAGGGAACAAACCGAGCUCCACAGUGUUCGUCUGUGAACGCUCAGAUUCCCUCAGUUCAUCAGUUUGUGAGGAGGAGACAUUGCUGGGCGAUGGAGGCUCCUCCUCUUCUCACCUUUCAAAUCACUUUUGUUGUCGUUUUUCUGUUUAUGAUUAAACUGGAAACUGAUGUUUUUCUAUGAACUUGAAUAAAGGUUUCAUUUUGAGUUGGA